Messenger RNA from Helianthus annuus (common sunflower), 942 nucleotides. RefSeq lists its product as uncharacterized. The coding region runs from base 68 to 712 and encodes 214 amino acids. The record is from RefSeq and is a predicted model, not a curated record. The transcript has 2 exons. Lineage: Eukaryota; Viridiplantae; Streptophyta; Magnoliopsida; Asterales; Asteraceae.
UAUCACCAUUCCACCUUCCGUUCUUAUUACAAGUUUAAACUUCAAAGAAAAAAAUAACUAUUAAAAAAUGGGAAAUAGUUUAGGAGCCAAAAAGAAGAGUGCAACAAUCAUGAAAAUAACCGGAGAAGCAAUGAAGAUAAAGACUCCAGCGACCGCUCUCGAUGUGACAAAGGACCACCCGGGUCUCGUGUUAUUGGAUUCGGAGAUGGUGAAGCAUUAUGGGGUCCGAGCGAAGCCGUUGGAGCCACAAGAAGAGCUCAAGGCUAAGCGCCUUUACUUCUUGGUUGAGUUGCCUAAGCUUCCGGAAGAUAAAGGGCCUAGGAGGGUCCAGUCUGGGAUAAAUAUGAGCGCCAAGGACCGGCUCGAGAGCCUUAUGCUGGCUCGGAGAUCAGCGUCCGAUUUGUCAUACAUGAAAGCACCAAGCAUUGCAGCUAUAAAUGGUGAUUCCGAAUUUUCAGGGAUUCUCAGGGACGGCCCUGGUGCUGGUUCUGACUCAUUUAGGGUGAAGUUGAGGUUGCCCAAGGCGGAGGUGGAGAGGUUGAUGAAAGAGAGUAAAGACCGGUCAGACGCGGCUGAAAAGAUUAUGAAACUUUGUAUGGAGAAAGACGGUGGCGCUGGCGGCGGUGGUGGUGCAACGACGGAGGGACGAAGGAGACAAGGUCGUGGGAAAAGAGUGGGAUUUAGUGAGGAACUAGAACAAACAUGGAUAUGAAAAUAAGCAGCAAACAAGUACACAGCAGCCAUGCAGAGUGAUGUUCUUUCUCUCUUUUCUCCUUCUGUAUAUGAUUCAUAUUAUAUUUCUAGUAUGAAUCAAUGUAUAAAUCAUUAGUUUGUAACUCAUUCUUUAUCUUUCCUUUUUAUGCUAGCUCUCUAGUGCUGUGGAAUUUAUUCUUGUAAUAACAGUUUGAUCAAUAUAUAUUCUGAUCUCAAUUUCCUUUAUAA